This is a messenger RNA of Panicum hallii, 2190 nucleotides long. RefSeq names its product probable acyl-activating enzyme 6. The transcript has 2 exons. Lineage: Eukaryota; Viridiplantae; Streptophyta; Magnoliopsida; Poales; Poaceae. The record is from RefSeq and is a predicted model, not a curated record. The coding region runs from base 268 to 1932 and encodes 554 amino acids.
CUCUCUGGAAUCCAGAUUACUCCUUCACCUGCACCGCGCCUGAUCUGCCGUCGAUUUCCCAUCGUGUAGCCGGGUUUGCAGGACAAGGCGCCACCGGCCAAACACUGUCUGGCUUCAUAUAAGGUCACUGGCUCUCUGUCUGUCUCCGUGUCACAAUUGCUCACUCCCCUUGUCCUCAACCACUCCACGAGCUGGAUCGUUGACGCCUGACGCUGUCCCCGUCCACGCAAGCCAGCCUCCACCGGCGCCGGCGACCCCCGCGGCGGCAUGGACAGGCUCGGCGCGAACCCGGCCAACUCGUGCCCGCUCACGCCGCUGGGCUUCCUGGAGCGCUCGGCCACCGUGUUCGGCGACUGCCCCUCCGUCGUCUACCACGACACCGUCUUCACCUGGUCCCAGACGCACCGGCGAUGCCUCCGCCUCGCCUCCGCGCUCGUCUCCCUCGGCAUCUCCCGCGGCGACAUCGUGUCCGUGCUGUUGCCCAACGUGCCGGCCAUGUACGAGAUGCACUUCGGCGUGCCCAUGAGCGGCGCCGUGCUCAACACCAUCAACACGCGCCUCGACGCGCGCACGGUCGCCGUCCUGCUCCGCCACUCCGGCUCCAAGCUCGUCUUCGUCGACCCGGCGUCGUUGCAGCUCAUCCGCGACGCGCUAAAGCUACUCCCGCCUGGGCACCCGGCGCCGCGCGUCAUCCCCGUCGAGGACCCCCACGAGGAGGAGUUCCCCGCCGCCCCGCCCGGGACCUUGACGUACGAGAGGCUUCUCGAGAAGGGCGACCCGGAGUUCGCGUGGAUAAGGCCGGCCAGCGAAUGGGACCCGAUGAUACUGAACUACACCUCCGGCACGACGUCGGCGCCCAAGGGCGUGGUGCACUGCCACCGCGGCAUCUUCUUGGUCACCAUUGACUCGCUCGUGGAGUGGGCUGUGCCGCCGCAGCCGACGUACCUGUGGACGCUGCCCAUGUUCCACGCCAACGGAUGGAGCCUCCCGUGGGGGAUGGCUGCCGUGGGCGGCACCAACGUGUGCCUCCGCCGCGUCGACGCCGCCGAGGUGUACGCCACCAUCGCGCGCCGCGGGGUGAACCACCUCUGCGGCGCGCCCGUCGUGCUCAACAUGCUGGCCAACGCCCCCGAGGGGGUGCGGCGGCCGCUCCCAGGGAAAGUGCGCAUCCUAACCGCCGGCGCGCCGCCGCCGGCCGCCGUGCUGCACCGCACGGAGUCCAUCGGCUUCGAGGUCACCCACGGGUACGGGCUAACCGAGACCGCGGGUCUAGUCGUGCGCUGCGCGUGGAAGGGGGAGUGGAACAAGCUCCCGGCGUCGGAGCGCGCCCGGCUCAAGGCGAGGCAGGGCGUGCGCACGCCGGGCAUGGCCGAGGUGGACAUCAUCGACGGCGAGACCGGGAGCAGCGUUCCCCGCGACGGGUCCACGAUGGGCGAGAUCGUGCUCCGCGGCGGGUGCAUCAUGCUGGGCUACCUGAACGACGACAAGGCGACCAAGGCGGCGAUCCGGGAGAACGGGUGGUUCUACACGGGGGACGUGGGCGUGAUGCAUCCGGACGGGUACAUGGAGAUCCGCGACCGGUCCAAGGACGUGAUUAUCAGCGGCGGCGAGAACAUCAGCAGCGUGGAGGUGGAGUCCGUGCUGUACAACCACCCGGCGGUGAACGAGGCGGCGGUGGUGGCGCGGCCGGACGAGUUCUGGGGCGAGACGCCGUGCGCGUUCCUGAGCCUCAAGGAGGGAUCGGCGGGCGCGGUGACCGCGGCCAGCGUCGUCGCGUGGUGCCGGGAGCGCAUGCCGCGCUACAUGGUGCCCAAGACGGUGGUGUUCCGCGACGAGCUGCCCAAGACAUCCACCGGGAAGAUCCAGAAGUACGUGCUCCGGAACCUUGCCAAGGAGAUGGGACCAGCACGCAAGGGCCCCAGCAGGAUGUAGCGAGUGCCUAGAGCUGUCGUCGUCUUGCUUGGCAUGGACAUGUGCGAUGCAGUGCAGCAUGGGCUUGACAUGUAGAGUAGUAUCUUCUUGAGAUCAGCAAGCCCUCUCGCCGACCUUUGUCUCCUUUGAUCUUGUGGUGACUGUGGAUCACAAGGUGAAUGGAUAUGAUGGAUGCCAUAGACACGUUUGCUUUGCAUGCCAUGGCUGGAUAAAAGAAAGAUUGAAAUCAAGGUGAAAGAUUGGGAGAUUGCGACAAUA